Messenger RNA from Entamoeba invadens IP1, 990 nucleotides. RefSeq lists its product as hypothetical. The record is from RefSeq and is a predicted model, not a curated record. The transcript has a single exon. Bases 1 to 990 code for a protein of 329 amino acids. Lineage: Eukaryota; Evosea; Mastigamoebida; Endamoebidae.
AUGAGGAAGUUCGUUGUGGGAGGAAUAGUCUUGGUGACAUCAAUACUAAUCUAUUUUAUUGUCGAUAAUAAAAACGUGUGUUAUAGAAAUGCUACAUGUCAGAAGUUGGAAAACAUCGAUUUACCCCAUUUCAACUACCAAGAGAAGUGUGGCGAGAUAUUCAAAUUUAAAAGUGGGGGAAGUAGAGACUAUAUUUUUUACUCACAUGCGUCGACACCAGCGUAUGUGACACAGUACUACGAAAUAGAGCAAACACUUACACUCAUGCGAGCGUCAAUGCCGAAUAUAACCGCAAUUGUUUUUACUGUUGGAGUAAUCCCACAUAAUUUUACGGAGUUGAUGAAGAAAUAUAAUGUUACACAAAUUGAAGAUAUCCAAUAUGAGAAUUGGAGUUGUGUGAAUGCCAGAAUACCAAUGACAUUAGAAUAUAUGAAGAAGCAUAAGUCCGAGAUCGAUAGAGCAAUUUUCAGUGAUUUGCGCGACGUGUUUUAUUUUACUGACGUGUUCAGAACAUUCAAUGAAAGUGAGUUGUAUUGGCUACUGGAAUGUACAGGCAUAGACUGUUUUCAAAUUUCUAAUCGCUACGCACACUUCUCUUGGAUGAUUCAGUUUGCUUCGAAAAAGGACGUUAAAAAAUUCAUGGAAAGGGAGUGGGUGUUUGUCAAUGGGGGGCUGGGGAUGGGUGGAGUCGAAAAGAUGAUUCACUUUUUCGAAGAGUUGAACGACACCAUUGAAAUGUCAUAUGUUGAUAGGUGGGGGUAUGACCAGACUCUUCUAAAUGCAUUGGUGAUAGAUAAACAACAAAGUCUAGGAAUAAUUCUACAAAAUUGUACACAAAGAAUGUGCUUUUUGCCUGACAAACGUGUGUUACACUUUCACAACGGAGUAGCUACAUAUUCGAGUGGGUGUAGUCCUAUUGUUACUCACAAAGGUGUGGUUGAGAGUUGGAGGAGUUUAUAUGGUAACAUCAGUUUACCAGAAGAUAGAUAG